Messenger RNA from Solanum stenotomum, 693 nucleotides. RefSeq names its product secreted RxLR effector protein 161-like. NCBI's taxonomy places the organism in Eukaryota, Viridiplantae, Streptophyta, Magnoliopsida, Solanales, Solanaceae. The coding region runs from base 1 to 693 and encodes 230 amino acids. The record is from RefSeq and is a predicted model, not a curated record. The transcript is spliced from 2 exons.
AUGUUGGAGUGCAAGACAAUUGCAACUCCAAUUGAACCAAAUGUCAAAAUGUGUGCACACGAAAGAAAAGAUUUAGAAGAUGUGACAAAGUAUCGGCAAUUGGUAGGUAGUCUGAUUUAUUUAACUCAGACUCGACCCGAUAUUUCUUUUGGAGUUGGUGUGAUGAGUCACUACAUGCACAAUCCAAAGAAGCACCAUAUGGAGGCUGCUCGACGAAUGCUAAGAUAUUUGAAAAGUACAAUUGGUUAUGGUCUUCUGUAUAAAAGAAGUGAAGAAUGCAAGUUGGUUGGUUACUGCGACUCUGACUAUCCAGGAGAUCAUGAUACUCGUCGUUCAACUACUGGAUUUGUGUUUAAGCUUGGAGCUGGAGCAGUUUCUUGGUGCAGCAAAAGGCAGCCAAUGGUGUCGCUGUCAACAACAGAAGCUGAGUAUCGGGCAGCAGCAGUUGCAGCUCAAGAAACAAUCAGUUUAGCUGAAAAUCCUGUCUUUCAUGCAAGGACUAAGCAUGUGGAAAUACAUUACCACUUCAUCAGAGAAAAAGUGUUACAAGGAGAGUUCAACUUGAAGCAUAUUAAAACAGAACAACAAAUUGCAGACUUGUUCACAAAAGUCUUAUGUGCCAAUAAGUUCGAAAGUUUUCGUCAGGAGCUAGGCCUUGCUAAGACUAGAGCUGAUGUCGAGAGGAGGUGUUAA